AUGGACCCUUCAACUGGCCUUCCCCGACAUUCGAACGACGGUCAAGCAGUUCUCAGUGGUUUAUAUCAACGACUUCGAACAAAUAGACAACAGCGAAGAUCGUUCCUUACCAGUGUUUUAAGGUUGUUCAGUGAAGAUUCUCGAGAGAAGUUGAGGCUGGAAGAAUGGAUUUUUGUAGCUGACAAUGUGGCAAUGUUCCCAUACCAGGUUAUGGACGAACCCUUAUACGUGAUCCAUACUAUCGACUCUAUUGUUGCCCUUUCUGGUCAAUCAUUGCUUGUCCAGUGUAAGGCACAUUUGCGUGCUCGUCAACAGUUUUACUCACCUCAGCAACAGCAGCAAAAGAGCCUGUCGGUCACUGAGGACGAUGACCUCCUUUUCGAACCUGAAACUCUUUACAAUCGUUUCCCCGAAGAGAAAGGUCCGCUUUACGAUUUGAUGGAUAACAGCCAAGCGUGCUUUAUUUUACUAUACCUCAAAAACUUUCUCAUGAAGCUUUAUGGAUUCACUGAAGCCAAGGUGCAAGAAUACUCCCCCUCUGAAGCAGCCAAGGUUUAUGAGAAGGCUCUGUCAUCGCGAAAGAACAUACCAAUGUUCAAUCCGCUGGCUGCGUUGGAUGGUGGUCGUCGUCGUGAUGGAAGUGCUAACGACCCAUUAGCUAAUGAUCGUCAAAGCAUCCAAAGUCACUUCAACCUGGCUACAAAAAUCUGCAACUUCCGCAAAUUAUUGCUUUCGCUGGAUCGAAUGGAGAACGACGAUGAUAGCGAUCCUGAAGGUGAUAUUGCCAUAGCUGCGAAAGAGCAAGACUACGACGAAGACGCUGACGGCUGCGUUGAACCCAACACUGAAUCUGCCGAAGUUGAUUCUUAG
Messenger RNA from Strongylus vulgaris, 870 nucleotides. The record is from the annotation of a GenBank genome assembly. Lineage: Eukaryota; Metazoa; Nematoda; Chromadorea; Rhabditida; Strongylidae.